Messenger RNA from Acytostelium subglobosum LB1, 2106 nucleotides. RefSeq lists its product as hypothetical. Lineage: Eukaryota; Evosea; Eumycetozoa; Acytosteliales; Acytosteliaceae. Gene Ontology annotation, molecular function: oligopeptide transmembrane transporter activity. The coding region runs from base 1 to 2106 and encodes 701 amino acids. Gene Ontology annotation, cellular component: membrane. The transcript has 3 exons. The record is from RefSeq and is a predicted model, not a curated record.
AUGGAUGAUGAUGAAGAGGAGACUGGUGCGAUAUUGAACGCUGGAGAUGGCGACGAUGACAACUAUGAUGAUAAUAUACAACUUGGUUCAACACAUGAUAACCAUCUCAAACCUCGAGGUGAUGAUGCCGACUCUGAUGACAUCAUUGACAAACACAAAGAUCUGCCUCAGUUCACUUUUAGAGCAAUAGCAGGUGGAGUUAUAGUUGGUGGAUUAAUGUCAUUUAGUAAUAUGUACUUUGGAUUGCAAGCGGAUUGGAUUACGAUGGGCUCGUUGCAGUCUACUUUGUUGGGCUUCUUGGCGUUUAGGAUGGUUGAGAAGAGGCUCACCAGGAAGUUCAACUAUCUGGAGAAUGUAUUGUUACAGACGGUGGCCGUGGCCACUGCCACCAUGCCCCUGGCCGGAGGAUUCAUUGGCGUGAUCCCCGCCCUCGAGAUCCUGUGGCAUCAGGAGCACAACACAACUGUCACGCCCGUGCCGGGCACAUCGAGCUCAUCACAUGCCGCCGACGUCGAGCUGCCCAUCUACUUCUCGUGGUGGGGACUGACGCUGUGGUCGUUCGCACUGGCCUUCUUUGGCGUGUUCUUUGCCGUGCCACUGCGACGCCAGACGAUCUUGGUCGAGAAGCUAAAGUUCCCAUCAGGCACUGCCACCGCACAGAUGAUAUCAGUGUUGCAUGAGUUGGACGACAGCCAAGUGAGCGAAGAACUGUUGCUCAAGCAUGAGGAGACAGACAUCAGCACAAGGAGUCGGCACAACAGUCGCGAAGACGAGCCGUUGACCACUGGCGCCAAUGUCAUGUCUUCGUCCACGUCGUUGUCGUCGUCGGACCUCGAGGAGGACCAGGGAUUCCCACGUCCAACCAACUUCAACACCAAGUACAAAGUCCUCUUCAUAUCAUUCGCCGCAUCUGCAUUGUACAAAUUCAUGUCAUUCUUCUUCCCCAUCCUUUCUGGACUGCCAAUCUUUGGAACAUAUCUUGCAAACACAUGGGCCUGGAAGCUUACACCAUCCCUUAGUUAUGUAGGCCAAGGAAUGAUUAUGGGACCAAAGACAGGAGCAUCGAUGUUUGUUGGAUUGAUACUGGGAUGGGCGAUACUUGGACCAAUUGCACAUGACAGGGGAUGGGCACCUGGCAAACCACUUGAUGUGACAAACGGCGCAAAGGGCUGGUUGCUCUGGAUUGCCCUGUUCAUCAUGCUGUCGCAGUCGAUCGUGUCUCUGUUGGUGUUGAUGACUCAACAGCUGCUUGUCAAGUUUGGCUACAUCAAGAGGACGGUCAUCAAGUCGUCGGACGACCCUGCGCCAAUCAAUCAGCGCGUACCAAACAAGUGGUGGAUCAUUGGACUCGUCAUCUCCACCAUCAGUUGUGUGGCGAUCAUCUCGCCACUAUUCGACGUGGCCGCCUACCAAACACUGUUGGCGGUGCUCGUUGCGCUGCUUACCAGUGUUCUGGCUGUGCGUGCGCUCGGUGUCACUGACAUGAACCCCGUCACAGGCAUUGGCAAGAUAUCACAGAUUCUGUUUGCAUUCGUCGCGCCCAAAAACAUCGUGUCCAACCUGGUCGCCGGUGCCAUUGCCGAGGCCGGUGGACAACAAGCAGGCGACAUGCUGCAGGACCUCAAGACUGGACAUCUGCUCAAGGCGUCGCCGAGAACACAGUUCUACGGCCAGCUGAUUGGCUCGUUCUUCUCUAUCUUCUUUGCCGUGGCGGCGUUCAAACUGUACAGCUCGGUAGGUACGAUCAACUCACCGAGCUCAGGAGUGUGGCUGAGCAUGGCACGACUAGUCAAUGGCGGCUCGCUGGGUGACCACGUGCUGCCAUUCUGCAUUGUGUUUGGUGGCCUAGUGUCGAUCAUCCCGAUACUGGAGGCAGUGUUCCCCAGCUGGGAGCCAUACCUUCCCAGUGGCAUUGGUAUUGCCAUUGGCAUGUACAUUACACCCAACUACAUCAUCCCGCGAUGCAUUGGUUCACUAGUCCAAUUCGUCUGGAAGCGAUACCGCGUCAACUCAUUCAAUGACUACAUGAUCAUCGUUGCAUCUGGCUUCGUACUUGGUGAAGGUGUAACAUCCAUCAUCACAGGAUUAUUAAACCUUGCCAAAUAA